AUGCCGCCUCCGCCGUCCGCCCUCACCGCCUCCGCCGCGGCGUCCUCCUUCCUCCGCUCGCUGCCUCCUCCGAACCUCCCCGCCCACGCCACCCUCCGACCAAACCCAACCCUCAGACGCUCAGCAGGCCACUCCCGCGUGGUCGCGCGGGCCUCUGCGUCCGGCGCCGCCGGCGCCGAGGCCGAGACGGUGUUCUUCGACGGCGGCGCGCACUACGGCGACCUGGCGGCGAACCUCGUCCUCGGCCUGACCCUGCUGUGGUUGCCGCUGACCCUCGCCUCCGUGUCCCGCGCGCUCCUCCUCCGGUACCGCUUCACCUCCCGCCGCGUGACCGUCAUCUCCGGGCUCUCCGGCGACGACCGCACGGACUUCCCCUACUCGUCGGUGAGGGAGGUGGUGGUCGUGCCGCGGUUCAUCGGCGAGUGGGGCGACAUCGUCAUCACGCUCAAGGACGGCACCAAGGUCGACCUCCGGAGCGUGCCCAGGUUCCGCGAGGUCGCCGACUACUGCCGCAAAAUGGCCGCCGCCGAGGGCGGGCUCGUGGCCCGGUGA
Messenger RNA from Triticum turgidum subsp. durum (durum wheat), 552 nucleotides. The record is from the annotation of a GenBank genome assembly. NCBI's taxonomy places the organism in Eukaryota, Viridiplantae, Streptophyta, Magnoliopsida, Poales, Poaceae.